CUGAGUGAAUUCUCUACUAGUCCAUUCACAGCUCCGAUGAAUAUAAGGCGUGUGAUCCCUUUUGGUGACAUGUCUCAAUCCGCUUCAACUUUGACUCCUCAAUUUUCCAAUCUUCAAGCUUUAUUAGAACCAUUCCCUUUCUUUUCAGAUGUGCAAGGGCCUGCUUCGUUUCAUCGAAUGGGUCAACCUUUUACAUCUAACAGUUCUAUGAUGCCUCUUACUGACGUAUCAUCUUACCAAUCAAACUCAAUCCCUGUACUUCUUAGUCAUUAUCAUCCUGUUGAAUAUAAUCCUUAUGAUACACCAAGCUUGAAUACUUCACUUUAUCCUUUAUCUGCAUCUACUUAUCCUAGUUUACCUCUAAAUGAUCUUUAUCCCUGGUCUUAUUUGUAAACCUUUCUCUCUGUAGUAUUAGUGGGUUUGAAAUCAUUGUAUUGUUUGUAUGUUUGAGAAUCGACUUCUUUCUGGUCAUCGAUCAAAAAAGGCGAUCAUUGUAUCUCUCUGUUUUUCUUGUAUCUUGAAGUUAACAAAUCUCUUGUAUCACCUUUCAAAAUCCAAUCCAAACACAUCCUUGUGCUGGCUUCUAUUUACUGCGAGACAUUUUGCAUCUCAUUUGAUUGUCUCUUAUAGCUGAGUUCCUGGAACUUUAUAAUAAACAUCUCAUAUUUGUGUCCCAUGG
Melampsora larici-populina 98AG31 is the source of this 679-nucleotide messenger RNA. RefSeq lists its product as uncharacterized. The transcript has a single exon. The coding region runs from base 37 to 393 and encodes 118 amino acids. The record is from RefSeq and is a predicted model, not a curated record. Lineage: Eukaryota; Fungi; Basidiomycota; Pucciniomycetes; Pucciniales; Melampsoraceae.